UCAAUCCCCAGUUCCACCAAAAAAAAAAACAAAACUGAAUCUAAAUUGGAUCCUGUUUCGUCAAGAUGGUGCUGCUGGAGAGCAAGCAGUUCGUGACCGAGCUGACCAGUCUCUUCCCGAAGUGCCAGACGUCAGGCAGCGUGUUCAUCACCCUGAAGAAGUAUGAUGGUCGAACCAGAUCCAUCCCAAAGAAGGGCUCUGUGGAGGGCUUUGAGCCUGCAGAUAACAAAUGUCUGCUGAGAGCUACGGAUGGGAAAAGGAAGAUCAGCACUGUGGUGAGCUCUACAGAAGUGAGUAAGUUUCAGAUGGCCUAUUCAAGCCUGCUGAGGGCUAACAUGGACGGGCUGAAGAAGAGAGACAAGAAGAACAAGAGUAAGAAGGCCAGAACACCACAGUGA
Octodon degus (degu) is the source of this 398-nucleotide messenger RNA. Its product is annotated as signal recognition particle 14 kDa protein-like. Gene Ontology annotation, molecular function: 7S RNA binding; endoplasmic reticulum signal sequence receptor activity. The record is from RefSeq and is a predicted model, not a curated record. The transcript has a single exon. Lineage: Eukaryota; Metazoa; Chordata; Mammalia; Rodentia; Octodontidae. Gene Ontology annotation, biological process: SRP-dependent cotranslational protein targeting to membrane. Gene Ontology annotation, cellular component: signal recognition particle, endoplasmic reticulum targeting. Bases 66 to 398 code for a protein of 110 amino acids.